AUGGAGAUGAGAACUUAUUACACAAAUUUGUUUGCUGAACAAAAUGAUUUUUCGUUUACUCUUGAUAACUUGGAUUUUCCUUGUUUGAAUGAUGUAGAGAAGGAGUUUUCAGAGGAGGAGGUCUAUGCAGUGAUCAAACACUUUGGUAUAAAUAAAUCAUCAGUUCCAGAUGGAUUCUCAAUGGAAUUUUAUAAAAAUUGUUGGCAUAUAAUCAAGAAGGAUUUCAUGAAGCUUAUGGAGGAGUUUUACAGGUAUGGGAGUCUGGAUUGGAGAUUAAAUUUCUCUUUUUUGUCUUUAAUUCCUAAAAAAGAAGAUUCUUGUGCACCAAAGGAUUUUAGACCUUUAAGUUUGUUAGGCGGUGCUUAUAAGAUUCUUUCUAAAGUACUUGCUAAUAGACUGAAGACUGUGAUGCCUAAACUGGAGAUGGAUUUCUUUAAUUUUUCAACUAAUGUAUCUGUUUUAGUUAAUGGGAGUUCAACUGAGAAAUUUAAACCCUCAAAAGGAUUGAGGCAAGUGGAGGAGAUGAGGAAGCUGCUUAUUAUCCUUAAUAUUUUUGAAAUGCUUACAAGGAUGAAGUUGAAUUUGGAGAAGAGUUCUUUGAUUAGUGUUGGUGCUGAUGAGAUAAUUCAAGAACUGGCCAUGGAGUUAGGGUAUAUAGCGGAACAACUUCCUAUAAAAUACUUGGGCUUUCCAUUAGGAGCUACUUCUAGAAAUGUCUCAAUUUGGGAGGAGGUGGUUCAGAGAAUGCAGGAAAAAUUGGCAACUUGGAAGAAGAAAUAUCUAAACAAAGCAGGGAGGCUGGUGCUGAUAAGGAGUUGUCUUGCAAGUCUACCCAUUUAA
Molecule: messenger RNA, 840 nt
Organism: Papaver somniferum (opium poppy)
Lineage: Eukaryota; Viridiplantae; Streptophyta; Magnoliopsida; Ranunculales; Papaveraceae
Exons: 3
Coding region: 1-840 (279 amino acids)
Source: RefSeq, a predicted model, not a curated record